AAGAGUUACGUACCUUUUCACAACAAACAACAUGGCCGCGUCCAGUGCCUCCGCCAAGGACGGAUCCCAAACAGAACCCGGGGAGCUCAAUGAACUUGGAAUUCCCAAAAAUUUCUCUGGAAAAGACGUUGCUAAUUUCAAUUUGAUUAUAGAUCAUGUCAUUGGUAACAAAAAGCAGCCUAAAAGUAACAUUCUAGCUUCUGUUGGCGGCAUACCUCAAAUGCCCCUAUCCCGUGAGGAGUUGUUCAUAAGAGGAGUAUUUGACAGUUGUGCAUUUAAGUCUUCCGCCAGUUGUGUUGUUGGUUUUGCCUUGGGUGCUGCGUUUGGUCUUUUUACCGCUGGUGUGGACCCUAUGUCUACAAUGACGACGGAAACCCCCACAACUCGAAUGGUGCUGCGGGAAAUGAAGGCGCGUUCUUUGUCAUAUGGAAAAAACUUUGCUCUGGUCGGGGCUAUGUUUGCAGGAACAGAAUGUGUCAUAGAAUCGUAUCGAGGAAAGACAGAACUCAUCAAUGGAACUUGUGCAGGUGGCUUUGUAGGUGGAAUCCUGGGAUUGAGAGCUGGUCUCAAAGCCGGAGUUUUCGGAGCAGUUGGGUUUGCCCUAUUCUCGACGGCCAUUGACUACUACAUGAGGCAUUGACAGUUGGAAGAUCUGGGAUGGGAUAGGGGAUGGGAUUGGGAUGGGGGAUGGGAUUGGGAGAGUGCGAGGGUGAGGUUGAUGUCAAAGAAUGUGUCAGGGAUAUGAUGAUGUGUGUGUGUGUGUGUGUGUGUGUGUGUGUGUGUGUGUACAGUAUGCCCGCUGUGGUUGUGAAGGUUCAUUAAAUGGUUCUUGUGAAUGUUCUUUAAACGGUUCUUGUGAAUGUUCUUUAAAUGGUUCUUGUGAAUGUUCAUUAAACGGUUCUUGUGAAUGUUCUUUAAAUGGUUCUUGUGAAUAUUCUUUAAAUGGUUCUUGUGAAUGUUCAUUAAACGGUUCUUGUGAAUGUUCUUCAAAUGGUUCUUGUGAAUGUUCUUUAAAUGGUUCUUGUGAAUGUUCAUUAAACGGUUCUGUGAAUGUUCUUUAAAUGGUUCUUGUGAAUGUUCUUUAAAUGGUUCUUGUGAAUGUUCUUU
Aplysia californica (California sea hare) is the source of this 1107-nucleotide messenger RNA. Its product is annotated as mitochondrial import inner membrane translocase subunit Tim22. Gene Ontology annotation, biological process: protein insertion into mitochondrial inner membrane. The transcript has 4 exons. Gene Ontology annotation, molecular function: transmembrane protein transporter activity. NCBI's taxonomy places the organism in Eukaryota, Metazoa, Mollusca, Gastropoda, Aplysiida, Aplysiidae. Bases 32 to 640 code for a protein of 202 amino acids. Gene Ontology annotation, cellular component: TIM22 mitochondrial import inner membrane insertion complex. The record is from RefSeq and is a predicted model, not a curated record.